AUGUCUGAUAUUUCAUACUUGACAGUAUACAAUGCUCAUGGGGGAUCGUUCCUUAAGAUACCGAAACCAAUCAGAUUUCCUACCCUACCAGAUUUCAAGAACUAUCUACUGCAGUCAUUUUCCAUAGACAAUGUGGAUGAUUUAUUCCUAUUGAGUUCAUUCGGCAUCAAGAUCAAUUACAACUUGAUUAAUGACAUCUCUGAGGUGUUUGUAUAUGAUAAACGAUUGUUUAUAUCGGACAUUGAUCGAAAAUUGCUCGAUUCGUAUAUAUUACAUUCUGUGAAAGACGAUAUUAGUCCACCACAACAGCUACCAUUGGCUGAUACUCGCAAGGCAUAUUCCAGUGAUAUAUCGAAUCGAAUCAAACUUUAUCAAGCAUGGGCUAGAGAAAUACUACAAAUUAGCAAUGCACUUGAAAGCCGUUGUCUGUUGCUAAUACAGCAGAUUAACACCAUUUUCAAGUCUUUGACAGCAUUAUUCCAAUUUGCAACGAGCUUCACGACAGAGGUUGAAAAUAAUUUCAAUCAUCACUACAACUACAUCAACCUUAUUAGUUUCAAAACAUUGCAUAAAUCCUGGACGGAGAGUUACAAAAACCUACAGCAUCUCCAUGUUGUAAAAAUCAAAGACAAAAAGUUCAAGUUGGUUGACUUUCUUGAUUACGAAUCUUUAGGUAGAGCAGCGGCGUUUGUGGCGAAACAACUCCCUUUGAUCACUGGGAAGUUUGGUGAGUUGAACAAUACAGCUAAGACAAUGAAGCAAGACAGGGCGAGGGUGGACGAACUUAUCGAAAAGGCAAGAAAGGAAUCCAUAGAGCGAUUUAAGGACACAAAUUUGAACGAAAUGAUGGAAACCGUGAAGUCGAAAGCUCAAAGUGUUGCCGCUGAUUUUUCAAAUGUACAGGGAGUGUUACUUGAACAAGUCUUUAACCAACAUAAAUCUCGGACCUCAAUUGAACUCAAGAAUGCCGCUGAUGAUUUGUAUAGGUACUACUUGAGCCUAAAAGCGUUCAGAGAACAGCUCAUUAGAGAUGGACCAAAAAUAUAUUCCAUUAUUGCUAACUUACAGAUGAAAACCGUCAACCUCAAAACUGAAAUAAAGUCUUUGAUGGAAGACGAAAUUGCAGAGAAAUCAAACACAAUCAACCACCAGACAAUUCAAGAUGUGAAAAAAUGUGAGGACAUGUUGUCUUUGACUAUUGAUAUGCCAUUAUUGUUCGGUUUUGCUUUGAUUGAAAAGAGGCGACAAUUUGAAUGGUAUGACUUUUAUUCCAAGGGAGUUGUUCACAAUUUCAGUGAGCAGGUCACUUCAAUUGGAGAACACGAAAGAGCGUUCAGAGAAAUGUGGAACAAAAAAGUGGGGUCUUUUCUCAAUUACAUCAAAGAUGACAACUUUGUGGGUGUAUUACCGAACGUUGACAUAACCCUUGUAGGGAACCGAGACAAGACUCAAAACUUUUUACUUUUGCAAAAUGUCGAAAUAGACAGGAAUGAUAUCGUGGAUUAUAUAUCCUUGUUGGAGAAGUCACAUGUUUCCACAAAUUUUCAUGAAUUAUUACGCAAGAAUUUCCAGGAUAUGAAACAAUCGACCAACAAUAUGAAGCGAAUCACCAAGCUCAUAUCAUCCUUAGGAUCAGUUUCAGAGUUACAGACGGACAAAAUGGGUAACCAGACAGGUAAAGAGCUGCUGGAGAAUUUUGAUCUUGAUUUGAAUGUUGUAAAUGGAUUAAAGUCGAGAAUCAAGAAACUCGAAAGUCUACUUCACCAACAACAGUAUAAAAAUAUUACCAACUGGCCAGUAUUUCGCAAUGGCAACUAUUCUGACAAUAGAGUGAGUAUGAUACUUGAUUCCAAAGAGCCAUUGUCUGCACCGAUUGUGAAGUCAGAUCCAACAAAGCUUUUGCAAAAGAGGACUCCUUCAAAGGAAAGUGUAUCUUCCAAUCAAUCUCAGUUUUUAGAUUCGUCAGUAGUGGAUAAGCACCUUGAUAAUAUUAAAUUAAGACGGGCCAACACAGAGCUCACUGCUGAGAACGAACAUUUACUCAGAGAGCAAGGUGCCAAAGACGAAACGAUAUUGCAAUUACGACAAGAAAUGGAGAAACUAAAGGCGAGUCAUGCAAAGGAAGUUGAAAGCCUUGAGGGUAAGUUAGCCCAACAUGAGGAGGAGUUUCGACUUUACAAGUUGGAGGGUAAAUUAGAUUCCAAGGAAUUUGAGAAUUUGGAAAAGAAGUUGGAAAAUAAGGAUCAAACUAUUACUCAACUUAAAAAUAGAAUUUCAACCUUGGAGCAAGAACGAACAAAUCAUGAACAAGAAAUGGCCAGUCUUAGUGAGACCAUCACCAUUUUACGAAGCGAAUUAAACGACGCUAAUCGGAUGAAGAAUGAUUUAUUAUCAAAUAUGUCAUCUAAAGAAUCCGAAUUUGCACAAGAGAGAACUACAAACAAGAAUGAGCUUACAAGAAUCAAAUCGAAAUUGGAUGAAGUUAAUGAAGAUUAUGAGAAUCUAAUGGAGUUGACUCAAGUUAAGCAACAAAAACACGAUCAAAUUGCUAAUGAAUUGAAUACUGUGGUUGACACUUUAAUGAAUAAGCUUAAGUUAACAUCGGAGAGUUUUUUUGAAACUUUUAUCGAAAUUUGUUGCAUCUUAGAGUCAAUGGGUCUAUUGUUGAUAAAAGAGGAUGGUAUCUUCAAGAUUAAACGAGUGAAGGGGUUGAAAUCGAAAAAGAGUACUGCAAAUUUGGAGGAUGAUGUAUCCUUCGUUUCUGUAGCUGCAACACCAACUUCAAAAGUGAUUGAAGAUAUUGAAACGUCAAUGAAAUGGACAGAAGAAAUAUCAUCAUCACCCUAUCUACCACCAGACAGUUCUUCCGAUGAUAAUGAGAUUGCAAAUGUCGAAAAGUACAAUGAAGAAUCAGAGAAGCUAAUAUCCAGAUUCAAUAACAUAUUUGGUGGUGAGAAACCUCAAUUUGACUUAUUUAUAAAGCUUAUCAGCUUUAAAGAUAAUAUUCAAUUAGCCGAUGAAAAUUCAAGCAGUACAGGAUUCUUCCUCAAUGCUAUAUCCAAGAGAUUUAAAGAUGUUGAAGGUUUCGCUAAACGUCAAACAAAGGAGAAUAAAUUAAAAGAUCAAGAGAUUAGGAAGUUGGCCUCACGGAACAAACAUAAGAUUUCAAUCAAUUCUUUCCAAGAAAAUGACUUGUUAUUAUUUCUUCCAACUAGGGAUGAUAAUGUCAUGGGAAAUCACAACGAAAGUAUACAGCCAUGGGCUGCGUUUAAUGUCGGUGCACCACAUUAUUUCUUAGAUACUUCUAAUUUGAACUUGAAUGGUAAAGAAUGGAUCAUAGGAAGAGUUCAACUGAUUAAAGAGAAUAAAGUAUCACCUGAACAAAUAAAGUCGUUGGAGCAUAAUCGAUUUCAAUUGAGUCUAGGAGUUACAUGGUACAUGGUACAAGUAAUUGAAGAUAAGUAA
Molecule: messenger RNA, 3465 nt
Organism: Lodderomyces orthopsilosis Co 90-125
Lineage: Eukaryota; Fungi; Ascomycota; Pichiomycetes; Serinales; Debaryomycetaceae
Product: autophagy protein
Exons: 1
Coding region: 1-3465 (1154 amino acids)
Biological process (GO): piecemeal microautophagy of the nucleus; positive regulation of protein phosphorylation; autophagy of mitochondrion
Cellular component (GO): extrinsic component of membrane; Atg1/ULK1 kinase complex; phagophore assembly site membrane
Molecular function (GO): protein kinase binding; molecular adaptor activity
Source: RefSeq, a predicted model, not a curated record